AUGGCUCAACCUCUCUCUGAAGAUGACACCAACGGCCAGUCGGGCCUUUUUCUUCAUUUUUGCGAGUAUGCAAAGUUAUGCUCCAUGGUCGUCAAACAGCUCUACGGAAUUACAAAGUCCAGAGCACGACGCAACGAGAUCCAGGACAUGUUUCACUCGCUGGACACGCUCCUACAAUCAUGGAAGGAUCAAAGUGGGCCGAUCCCGACGGACGCCGAUUUUUCUGUGCCUGACAGAACGACACUACAGAGUUCCCAGUCCGAAAAUAACGUUGAAUUAGGCAAGCCAUGCGUGCAGUCGGCACGCGAAGUCCUCUCUCAAGCCCACUUGUUGGAGCCCAGCGCGACGUACUCAGACUGGCUGAUUGUGCAAGUACCGAUUAUGGCCUGCUGUGUGCUCCUCAUCGACAUCUUUAGCAAGGACCGGUCGGAGGAUUUCAGGAGCAACAUGGCCUUUCUUGGAAUGGCGAGCGGGUGGCUCGGCCGCCUUGCCACCGCGAACAGAGAUAGUGCCCAUGGCAUCGCCUUCAACAAGAUCAUGGAGCUGAUUGCACUGGCGCAGCAGCAGUGCAAAGUAUGA
Diaporthe amygdali is the source of this 579-nucleotide messenger RNA. RefSeq lists its product as uncharacterized. Lineage: Eukaryota; Fungi; Ascomycota; Sordariomycetes; Diaporthales; Diaporthaceae. The transcript has 3 exons. The record is from RefSeq and is a predicted model, not a curated record. The coding region runs from base 1 to 579 and encodes 192 amino acids.